Molecule: messenger RNA, 1485 nt
Organism: Malaya genurostris
Lineage: Eukaryota; Metazoa; Arthropoda; Insecta; Diptera; Culicidae
Gene: Dlish
Product: SH3 domain-containing protein Dlish
Exons: 3
Coding region: 138-1268 (376 amino acids)
Molecular function (GO): protein binding
Source: RefSeq, a predicted model, not a curated record
GGCAGCCUCCGAGUGAUAAAUUCCAUUCCACAUCGUAGUUUGACUUAUCAUUGGAGUAAAAUACGUAAAAUUGAUAUACUUUUGAUUCCGAAACAUUCCACAGAAUGCUCCGAUACGUGUAGUGCCAGCUGUGAGUUAUGGCUUUUUUGUGUCCCGUUCGAAUAAGGCGCGGAAAAAAGAAAAAACCAAUUGGCAGUGAUAUCGAUAAGGAUUUGACUAGCAGCUUAGGUCUAAAUCAUGGCAUGGGUCGAAUUACUGGCUCAGCCAGCAUCGAGACACUUGUCCGUGUUGGAAUCGAAAAAGAACAUGGACUUAGUCCGGACAGUAAAAUGGUGGUCUUGCACGACUUCACUCCAUGUGUGGAUGACGAAUUGGAAGUGAAACGGGGACAAAUUGUGAACAUUUUGUAUCGAGAAAACGAUUGGGUUUACGUGAUUGGUCAGGACACCAGACAGGAAGGGUUCAUUCCGCACUCAUACUGUGCCCCGUUCAACACACAGUUGGCCGAUUUGGCCAUUAAGAAGAAACUUCCUCGUGACAUUUCUGUCGGGUUGACUAAUAAUGACCUGACAGAUGGUAUACCGGAUAUUAAUAUUGACGUUAUUGAUGACAGUGCACCGGGACUAGUCGGAUUGACUAACUCCCUCAAACACUCGCAGGCGAGUUUAAGUUCAGAGCCUGAUUUCUUGCCAUUUUCCAAAGACCCUAGCGGUCGUUACAUUGUUUUGUACACAUUUAUUGCGCGUGACGAAAAUGACGUUUCAGUGGAACGAGGAGAGUUUGUUACAGUACUGAACCGUGAGGACCCGGAGUGGUUCUGGAUAGUGAGGAGCGAUGGUCAGGAAGGAUUUAUUCCAUCUGGUUUUGUUUAUCCAGCAGAGAAUAUUCUGCAAGGUCAAACGAAGCAAAACUUACCCGUAGUGAAUGGCAAUAGUAAUGCGGUAAAUGGAGGCACUAAUGAUGUUAAUGCAAAUUUGACACAGUUGAACAAUGGUAUUAACAAUCUUGGUGGGAAUGGUGGAACAAAUCAACAGCAACCUGGAAUUGGGUCGGAUGAUUUAAGGUAUCAUGGGACGGAACUUGUAAUGCUAUAUGAUUAUAAGGCACAAGCACCCGAUGAUUUGUCAGUUCGGCGUGGCGAUUGGAUCUAUGCGGAUCUUAACAACCAAACUGUUGACGGAUGGCUUUGGGCAUAUGCACCGAAAACACGCAAGUACGGUUUCAUUCCCAAAGCGUACGCACGACCCCCCGCCAUGACAAGCUUGUAAUACAAAAACAAAUGUAGGGGAACUCGUUCUAAGAUAAAGUUUUAUUGUUUAUUUUAUUUUGUUCUUGGAAGAAUCCAUUUGGGUGUCUAAAUUUAUUAUUUCUUGUAUCACGCUGUAAGAUAAGAUCUAUAAUUGUAUCUUUUAAACAUCUCUGACCUGUGAAAAAAGUAUCAAUGUACUUAAUCAAAAAAUAUAUACACAUUCAAUACUCCAUUAG